CCUGCGCGAAAGCGAUGCGCAAUGACACAAGAUGGCGGCCUCCUGCAGGUUGAGAACCGAGAAGUUAUUCGUUGUUUUAAAUUGUCCUCAGACCUUCAAGAUGGCAAAUACAGAGAUCGUGACUCCAGACCCCUCCAAUGAUAAAUCCAGCCGUUUUUUUUUGGUGUCCUGGACCAACAGCCUCCUAAAGACAAAGUUCAGAAAUGUACGGCAGAUGGGUUCAGGUGCAUGUCACUGUCAGAUCAUGGACUGUGUUGUUCCUGGAUCUGUUGACAUGACCAAGGUAAAGUUUGAUGCACAAAGUGAGGACGACUAUAGGCACAACUUCAGUCUCCUCCAUGAUGCCUUCAGCAGUAAUGGUAUUACAAAGACCUUACCAGUUGAGGAGCUUAUAAAAGGGGAUUUCAGAAGCAGCUUUGAGGUCCUGAAGUGGUUCAAGUGUUUCUACACAGAAAAUGUGAAAAGUACUGAAUAUGACCCAGUGAAAGCGCGGAACAGCCAUGAUAUUACCCCCAUUCUGAAACCUCCUCAGUCAGAUCAGAAUGGCCGCAGUUUGACAGUGAAACAGUGUGAAGUUCGUCUUAAAAAGAUAAAUCAACCAACAAAUGGAGAUGACGGUACUCCUGGAGAGAAUGGGGCUAUUUGGAAAGAGGGGACCGUUAGGGGAGGUUAUGGAUGGGAGAACAGCUUGCGCCAGAAGCCACAGGCCCGUACAGUGUUUCAGGCUGGCGAUAGCAACCGGUGCAAACCCGUAGAUAAGGACCGCAUAAAUGGUCGGGAGUCCCAAGAUGAGGUGUUGGAUGAAACGUCGCCAUCGAGUAAACCCACACCGACCAGAGGACGACGGAAGCCUGCCUACCAGGAUGGUAAAGGAUUUCUGGCCGGAGAGCUGAUAUGGGGGAAAGUGCAGGGGUUUUCCUGGUGGCCUGGGUUGGUGAUGCCUUGGAAAACCAAGUGUGCUCCUCCGGGUAUACGGAGGGUGGAAUGGUUUGGAGAUGGGAUGUUCUCAGAGGUCUAUACUGAAGGUCUUCUGCCAUUUAGUGCCUUCACUAAGUGCUUCUGCAAAAACUCCUUUGCCAGCUUGCCUACCUACAAGGAAGCCAUCUACCAAAUCAUUGAGUUGGCAGGUGAGCGGUGUGGAAAGCCUUUUGUCGAGGCAAAAGGUGAUAAAGAAAAAGAGCUGAAGCUGAUGCUGGACUGGGCUGUUGAGGGAUUUCUGCCUACAGGGCCUGAGGGAUUUUUACCUGCUGAUUCUUCUGCGCAAGUUGAUUCAUCUGACUCGGCCCUGUCCGACUACCAGCCCCCAGCAAAACGAAAGUCUCUUAUUAAACAUAAAUCAAAUGCACCCGGCAUCAUCGAUAUCAGAGAAUCAAUAAUAGAAAAGCUCAAAGUGAAAGGCAACACAAUUGAAGAUUUUUGUUUGUCUUGUGGAUCGUCUGAGAUUGCAGUGCAGCACCCGUUAUUUGAAGGUGGUCUCUGUCUAAAAUGCAAGGCGAACUUCUCAGAGACACUGUAUCGCUACGAUGAUGACGGCUACCAGUCGUAUUGCACUGUGUGCUGUGCAGGGUUGGAGGUCGUCCUGUGUGGCAACGCCAGCUGCUGCAGAUGUUUCUGUAAGGACUGUCUGGACAUCCUGGUUGGGCCGGGAACCUUUGACAAGCUUAAAGUUAUUGAUCCGUGGAGCUGCUACAUGUGCAAACCGUCACAGUGUGAUGGAAACUUCAAACUAAGACCAGACUGGAGCGUUAGAGUUCAAGAUUUCUUUGCCAACAACAGCGCCAUGGAGUUUGAGCCUCACAGAGUUUACCCCUCCAUCCCUGCUGAUCUACGCAAACCGAUCAAGGUGCUGUCACUUUUCGAUGGCAUUGCAACAGGAUACUUGGUGCUCAAAGACCUGGGCUUCAAGAUCGAGCGAUACAUUGCUGCAGAGAUCUGUGACGAUUCGAUCGCUGUGGGGAUGGUCAAACACGAGGGCAAGAUUGAGUAUGUCAACGAUGUUCGCACCAUUACAAGAAAACAUCUGGCUGAAUGGGGUCCAUUUGAUCUUCUGAUUGGAGGCAGUCCAUGUAACGACCUGUCCAUGGUCAACCCUCUUCGAAAAGGAUUAUUUGAGGGCACUGGGAGGCUCUUUUUUGAGUUUUACCGCAUACUGACCUUGCUGAAGCCGAAGGAAGAUGACAACCGUCCGUUUUUCUGGUUGUUUGAGAACGUGGUUUUCAUGAGCGCCCAUGACAAGUCAGAUAUUUGCAGAUUCCUUGAGUGUAAUCCAAUUCUUAUUGACGCAGUGAAAGUCAGUCCUGCUCACAGAGCACGUUACUUUUGGGGAAACCUACCUGGCAUGAACAGAGCUCUCGCUGCAUCUCAAGAUGACAAAGUGUGUCUUCAGGAUUGUUUGGAAAAUGGUCGUCAGGCAAAGUUUGACAAAGUCCGCACUAUCACCACAAAGUCCAACUCCAUAAGGCAGGGGAAAACCGGGUCACUACCUGUCACCAUGAAUGGCGAGGAGGACUACCUGUGGUGCACUGAAUUGGAACAGAUCUUCGGCUUCCCCAAACAUUACACAGAUGUGAACAACAUGGGCCGGAUGCAAAGACAGAAGGUCCUGGGUCGCUCCUGGAGUGUCCCUGUAAUCCGUCACCUCUUCGCCCCACUGAAGGAUUACUUUGAAUGUCAAUAACAACGGUGAAUCUUCACAUCAGAGCAGCAGCGGUAAACCCAAUGCCUUAUCCUGCCCUGUGUUACCAGGUUGCUCAAACUCUCCAGUCUUUAUCUGAAAGGCCUAAUUUAGUUUUCACUAUUUUAACAUUUAGAAAUGAUUUGCUCAUGAGCCUCUUUUAAUCCUGUGAAUUAUCAGUCAUCCAUGAUCUUGUAUCACCAGCAGGCACAUACACUGUUCACUUUGGUUUAUUUACAGGUUUACUUUGAAACGAUGGUGCUCAAACAGUAAAGUUACUCAGUCUACAGGCCUGUGUCACAAAGCGAGAUGAAACGGUUACUCACAUUUUUCUGUAUCACAAAGCUGGCUCACCUUCAACGUAGUAGAUCACCAUGGUAACGGGAGUAGGUUCACUUAAGAGGAUCGGAUCAUACACAGCCAACAACUCCAUCACCUAGGUAUAGUGGGAAAGAGAGUUUACAGUGAAGUGCAACAGAGAUACUUUUAUGGAUCAGUCACUCUGUAUACUAUGAUGAUAACACUGGGGCGAUAGGAGACACUUUUGCACACUUUUGUGUCUAGUCUAAGAUUUAAACAGAGCCUUUACCACACUGCCAGGUAGACCUUAACAUGGUUGCAAUUAAUAAUGUUUUUACUCUUUACUUUUGUUUUGAUUUUAGUUUACUGUUCUGAUUGAGUGUUAACAUCUCACAUCAGCACUUUUGGUAGCAGCAGCUGACGACAGCAGUGAGUUCAUGCAUUUAGUGAAGCAUUUAGAAGCCACUUCUCAGGACCAGGAGGCCAGCAGCACAGAUUAGGGAGUGACUACUGGUCUCAAAGUCAUCCGGUGGCUAGAACUCUGAUUGAUGCUGAUGUUGCUCCAUCACAGCUGCAUGUGUAAGUAGCUCCCAUAAAUAUGUCAGUCUUGUGUUUACAGCUAUUUAUUCUUCAGUUUAACUUCAACUGUAUUUAUAUGUAUCUUCUCACGCCAUAAGAAAAAAUGCUCCAAAAUGUUCCUGUUUUGUUCAGUGCCAGGUAACCCAAAGAGCCAGUGAGCUCGCUUCGUGAUACAGGCCCCAGCUCUCUACCUCAACACCGAUUUCUUUGUUUAUAAUCUACAGUUACACUUUUUUCAUCUUUGUUAAUUUAUGACUUUGAAACUUGGGAACUUUUCUUUCUUUCUACAUGUCCUGUAUUUUAUAUCGUCCUACUGUACAUUGUGACCAGGGACUUUUAAGUCUGAUCUGAUCAUUCUCUUCCUGAUUAGAUCAUCAAAUGUGAUUAAUUUUAUUUCUUUUACUGCCUGAUAACUGAUUCAACUGACUGGUUAUUUUUUAAUCUGUAUUUUAUUACAUUUUUAACCAAAUUCUAUUCAUCCCACUGAAGUGCGCCAGUGAUUUUUUUCCAAAAUCCCUUCACUGGUUUUGUGUCGGUGCUCACAUUUUAUGUGUUUUAAGGACUGUUAUUUAUACAAAACCAAAAAUAUUUUGAAUCUACUCUCUGAGGACUGUUAAAACUGUGGCUGUUAAUAUUUCACUAGGGUGCUCUUAACACUGCUGAGGUCUCACUUUAAAAACAUUAUAUGUAGCAUCUUCUAAAGUGGGAGUCAUGUACCUUAGAGCACUGUGACAGUAGUUUUGCAAGUGCAUGCUUUAAAACAAAAAAGUCAACUAUAUUUCUGUACUGAAUAAGGUUUUGUCAAAGCACAGAAGCUGAAAAGCCUUUAAUGUCAUCGAUCCCUUUUACAAAAAACGAGAGCAGCAUGUAGCUUCCUCAGGGGCAAACAACAACACGCAGGUAAAGACAGUAAGAACAAGAGACUGAAGCAUGUUUGUACCCUACUAUGGCUUUGUUUUGUUUUUGAAGCACUGAAGUCAAAUAAAAAGGUGAACAACUAUAGAAACUAAUGAUAGCGUUAGGCCAAAUAUCGAAUACAACCAUGAAAUUUAAAAAAGAAAACACUUAAAGCCCCUUACAUUUUAUGAAAUUCUUCUAACAAGUAAGUGUUUCCUGCUAUUUUUAUUAUUGUAUUUUCUCCAAACUCCACAUAAUUACAGUUACUUUUUUAUACAGAACUAUCAGAUAUAAAUGUUGCCUGAACAGUCAGACAAAAGCGAAACAGCUGCUUGUUUUGACUGACAUGAAAAUAUUGAGAUGAAAAGUCCCAACAACACCUAAUUCUGACCUGAAACUCGCUCUGUGUUGGAUUACUUUUUUCUGGUUUGUUGGUUUUCAUACAACUUAGCCUGGCUGGAAGCUAUAGCUGAAUAAUCAGAGUAGGUGACGUAUUCUUAGUUUAAAGCUUCUGAAAUGACAGGAUUCAUUGCUUAUGUUCUCUGAAUAUCAGAAUAUUUACAUUUGUUAUUUUUCUCUGUAAUUUUUUGGCUAGAAUUAUAAAUAUCGCAAUUCCUUUUGAAAUAUGUAGUAUUUUUAGAUCUUGAUUGACUGUUGGUGAGACAAAACAAGACAUUUGUGCUCCAGGAAGUUGUGUUUUGAUUCAUUUUACUGGCCAGAUAAACGUCAAUUAUGAAAAAAUAUGCAGAUUGUUUAGAUUUACUGUUUGUACUGAUAUAACCACUGAUACAGUCCUUUAAAGCUCAAUGAGACUAAAAAUGGUGCGAAAUUUUUUGGUUUUUAAAAGGAAAACUUUUGUAACUCUAACAUCAGCAGUACUGUUCAGGUGUCCCUAGGUUGUGAUUUUAUGUACACUUGUGUUAUUGUUAUUCAGGUUAAUCAUGUUAACUUUACUGAAAGUUAAGAUAUCAGAGCUGCCUUAGCUUCGAGUGUCCUUUGGUUGAUCAUGCAUAAACAUUUCGCUGUUUGUUAUCAACAGGCCUACAGCGAAAUGUUCUAAUGUGACACUUUUACCUCACUGUUGCUUUGAUGGUGCUGCCGUACCGGUGCUAACUUUGCAUGUAGUUUUUUUUAGUCUUUUUACAUUACAUGUUACCUGUGAUUAUAACUGGAACCAGCUGAAAGUGAACUUCCCUUGUAGGUUUUUGUUUUGCAGUGUGUUGAUUGUUCAACUGUGUGUUUUUAUCAGAUGAAAAAGUAAUGUAGAGAAAUGUUAGUGUGACAGUCAAGUAUCUUGGUGAGAACAACACAUGUUGGGACACAAUGAAUUAAAGUGAGAUGCAUGCUCUG
This is a messenger RNA of Acanthochromis polyacanthus (spiny chromis), 5800 nucleotides long. RefSeq names its product DNA (cytosine-5)-methyltransferase 3C-like. Bases 32 to 2677 code for a protein of 881 amino acids. Gene Ontology annotation, molecular function: DNA (cytosine-5-)-methyltransferase activity, acting on CpG substrates; protein binding; DNA binding. NCBI's taxonomy places the organism in Eukaryota, Metazoa, Chordata, Actinopteri, Pomacentridae. Gene Ontology annotation, biological process: negative regulation of transcription by RNA polymerase II. The transcript has 24 exons. The record is from RefSeq and is a predicted model, not a curated record. Gene Ontology annotation, cellular component: nucleus.